GCGCCAGCUAACCUGCGCCGUGGUGGUGGUGGUGGUGGAGGAUGUGGGUGCGGUAGUGCGGCCCGGCGCCGGCAGGGGCCGUUGGGACCGGGAGGGCAGAGCCGGCGAGAGCGCGCAGCCACCAGUAGCAGUGCAGGCGCGUCCCCAGACACAAACACACUCCGUCCGCUCGCCAUGGCCGCCGUUGGACCCCGAGUCGCCUUCGCUGCCUUUGCGCUCGUCGCGCUCUUCGUGGCACACGCAGACACGCUGCGGUGCUACACGUGCUCGACGGUGGCGAACAAGAACUGCGGCGACCCGUUCAACAAGUCGUACGUGCCGAUGACCGACUGCCAGAGCGUCGGCGUCACAGGGACUCAGCCCAAGGAGAUCCCCGUCUGCAAGAAGGUCAAGCAGAGAGUGAACAACGGCGACCUUCAGACGGUGCGCUCCUGCGCGUGGGUGAAGCCCGAGGAUCCAUGCCCGCCUUCGCCGUCCGGCGCCUACAUCCGCGAGGAGGAGUGCUCCACCUGCACGGCCGACCUCUGCAACGGCGCCGGCGUCGCGACGCCCCUCGUGCUGCCGCUGCUCGGCGUCGCCGCAGUCGCCGCCUACUCGGCGCUGUGAUCGCCCACCCCAUCUCUCUGGGCGUGGGGUUGCUGGGCUGGUUGGACUCGACUCCUUAUAGUUAACCACCGCUUCAGUGCUCGAAACCUUGUGCACACCGACCUCCUUCCCACGAUGUUCAAGCCCUCCCACCAGCAUUCCACUGUCGGCGGUACCCAAUACUGUAUCCCCGUGGGACUCCUGUCCCCACACUGUCACUCUCUCGAGCUUCGACUUUGGAGUUUCACAGUACAAGAAAGCUGCUAAGAUCAGAAUAUUUUAUGUCGGUAUACUUCCUUGCAUAAAAUAAACAUAUAACGAUACUUAACUUCUCAGCAUCACUCCUGUGCCAAUUUGGAGCACAACAUGGCACUGCGAUCGCCAUCGGCAAUUUUAAAACUCCUGUGUGUAAUGGAGGAGCUCCUCACACCUACAAAAUUUUGUUAGGUCACAUCACUCCGAGAAACUCUGGGAGAAAAUUCGAUGGCUAUUCGUAACAUAAGGAACUAUCGGUCGCGAAAUGCAAACCACAGUGAAAAUCAAAACUGUUUUCUUUGCACCAGUUAGCUACGCCUUCCAUCUGCUUCUCUACAUAGUCGCCGGUACGACUUAGACAUUUGUCGUAGCGCUAAACCAACUUCAAAUUGCCCUCGCCAUAGAAAGGAGACCCCUGUGCUUUUUUUUUUUAUAAUUUUCUACUUUUAACUGCAGCUCGUUGUCUGUGCCACAAUUGUGUCUCCAUAGCCAGCGGUUCAUUUGAGCAGAGAUAAAAAUCAGAGGAGGAGGAGGAGGAGAUUAGUGUUUAAUGUACCGUCGACAUUGAGGUCAUUAUAAAAAUCAGAGGGUACCAAGACCAGGCUGUGCAGUGGGUGAUCAAAGACUUCACAUCAAAAACACUUCAGGAGCAUCCUCACUGCCCCUGCAGUAUGCGGCCGGAAACUGACAUAAAGAAGGAAAUGCGUUACAUGUAUGUUAUGUGGGGUUGCAUGAGUUCAGGCGAUAUCUCUCGGCAGGCACCCGUAGCUGGCGGGAGACACUAUUUUUUAGUCAUCUUUACGAGCUCACAGUGCGAUCAGAACUGAAAAGAGCGAUGUGACACUGUCUACAGGCAUACUAAAGGCACUGCCCAACACAUCUGCAAAAGCGUUAUUGUAUUUUCGGAUUUUCACUGUGGUUUCCAUUUUGCGACCGAUCGUUCCUUACUUACUGAAUAGCCUUCGUAAUUUGUAAGCAGUGCGACGUCUGUAAGGGGAUACAAAAGUGAAUAGCGGAAUGACGAGAAGUUCGGAACAAGCAAUUAUUGUACUAUUACUUAAGACAUAUAAACUUAUAUGAAAGUACAAUACUCAUGAAAAAGUAUGAAAAUCGUAUUUCUGGCGGUAUUGUCCCAGUCAUUUACCUACUUAUUAUAGUUCCAAAUGGUGAACAAUUAGGGAUAAUUUUUUAGGUCGCACUCACUCGACAUUUUCCGACUGUAUGUAAGAGUACAGAAGUCAUUUUUCCCGUUAUCGCACCCAAAGCACUGAAGCGCACACUUUUCUUUGUUUUAAGCACGAGGUUUCUUAGUGUCUAACACUUACAUACAGAAAAUCAUUGGACAUAGAGUAUAAAGUUUAAGUAUUCUGAAAUAUUUUAUUGUGAUAUUUCAACAAAUACAAAUAUUUCUGUAUUAUGUAUCUUUAAAGAUGUAUCUAGAGUGUACAAAAGGCUUAAACUUUAAAAUACUAUGUAACUGUAAUUAUUUUUUGUAAUUAGAUUAUUUACUAAUUCAUGUAACAAAUUAAUAAACUGUACGUGUUGUGAACAAAACACUGAA
Molecule: messenger RNA, 2401 nt
Organism: Schistocerca gregaria
Lineage: Eukaryota; Metazoa; Arthropoda; Insecta; Orthoptera; Acrididae
Exons: 3
Coding region: 175-606 (143 amino acids)
Biological process (GO): sleep; positive regulation of voltage-gated potassium channel activity; regulation of synaptic transmission, cholinergic
Source: RefSeq, a predicted model, not a curated record